Paramacrobiotus metropolitanus is the source of this 1900-nucleotide messenger RNA. RefSeq lists its product as uncharacterized. The transcript is spliced from 2 exons. The record is from RefSeq and is a predicted model, not a curated record. Bases 350 to 1402 code for a protein of 350 amino acids. NCBI's taxonomy places the organism in Eukaryota, Metazoa, Tardigrada, Eutardigrada, Parachela, Macrobiotidae.
UUCGCGUACUGUACAGUCGUAGGGCUUUUAGAUUUUCUGGUUUUCGCAGUUUUUGAAUUUUGCAAAACUGGAAGUUUUUAGUUUGUUAGCCUACUUUUAUUUGGAGUUUAUGCUUUCUUACUUUCUUAGCAGCGAAAUUAGAUGAAAAUAUUUAUCUGAACACUGUAUUAAGCAUUCCUCGCGACGCUAGUCAAGUGACUCGUGGCAGCUCUUAAGUUUUUAAUUUAUUCAGUUUUUAAAAUUUGUAUUUUAAGGCAAAUAUUUUUAUUAAAUGUUUUAGCGUUCAUUUUGACACUUUCUUCCCAUUCCGUUUGUUUGCUGCACGGACCUUUUACGAUAGUAAUUUAUUAUGCCUGUAUUCGCGGGAGGCUCCACUGGGGCCGCCAUCGGGCCACAUAACAUCCUGGCGGAGUUCUUCUUUAAUCAGGAUCAGUUGGCUAAUGAUCCGCCUCUUGCGCUGGCAGAAAUGCUAGCAGCAGCGGACAACAAUAAUGCACCGAACGCCGAGGGGCCAGCUAAUGCGGUCGUGGGCCUCCCUGGGUUUGCUGUGGUUAUCGACGAAGGCAACGAAGACGUGGAGCUUCCCGAUUUAUUGCCACCCGAACCAGAAGCAGCUGCCAAUGCGCCGCCGCAGCCACAGGCAGCUGCGAUGGAUCCAGCGCCACUGCAGCAGAUCGUGCUGGAAGCCCCUGUUGGCGCUGUGCAGAAUUUUCUUCUAGGAGGGUUUGGAGAUCUGGCGAAUCAGUUAUUAAUCCCGGCUGCAUUCGGCCAUCACCAUGCACCGGGCCUGGGUGCAGCGCUGUUGAAUAAUCUGAACAUCGAUCUGGAUAUCGAUGCCUUAGCCGCCGUUCCCCAUUUACACAUGGGUUUCUUGCCGGAAGACCUGGCGGCAUUAUUCCACGGAAACCUCAACCAGGGCACCCCGCAGCAUAUCGCUUCUAUGCGCAUGCUAAAAAAGCGGAUCCUGGUGCUGCGCGAGCGAAAACCUCAUUAUUGGCACCGCAUCGCCUUCGGACUGUUCAAGCGCACGCUGCGCGGCCAAGCCGGCGGCUGCGAUGCUAAGAUCCUGGUGCAGCCCAAACAGCCCUCUGACACAACUAACCCCACCGUUAUCUGGGUGCAUAAGUUCAUUGUGGUGAAGAAUCAAGUUUUCCGCCAGCUGUUGGGCUAUCGGAAGAUUGAGGACUGUCUGCAGGAUGAAGGCGGGCCGGUGAGUGAGAUCGACAUGCCGUCGGCCACGGCCGAGGUGAUGCGGUCCAUUGUGAUGGCGGCGUAUGAUCUGCCUCAGCAUAAAUUAAACCUGGAAAGUGCAUGGAAUUUGGAGCCGUGGGCUGAUCGGUUCUGUAUGGAUGAACUUGCCAAGCGGUGUCGGAGUAUUAUACGCACGGCUCCUGAUCGGUAAUUUUGCCGGUGGUGGGUGGAACAAUUUCCUGGAUAGCGCAGAUGCGCGGGAGUAGAUCAUAUGGAUGCCACUGUUUUCCGCUGACAAAGUGAGGCGUUUGUCGGACUGCUGAUAUAAGGUUUUAACGCUUUUAUUGUAUAGUCUAUAUAACAUUAAUAAUUAGUUUUUGUGCUAAUUUGGAUCUUUUACUCAGUUUAUUAUAUCUGCUCUGACCUGUUCUGGAGCUGCAUUUUCAGAGAGUUAACUUUGAGUCUUUAACGUACCCUAGUAGCAAUGAUUUGCUUUGAGUUUUGUGUUGCGGUACCCGAUAAUAAGUAAUUCUGGCUUCACGGUGUACGCUUGAACUAUGCUCAUCCCAUUCGUUGUGGCAUUAGACUUUAUUUUAAGUUCUUUUAGCCGGGUUUCAGUAUUUUUAGUUCCUUAAUUUGCUUGAUUUUAGUUUCGCACAGUGACACAUGAGCCAUUUUUGCAGAAUAUCGAAAUAAAGACCUGUCUGUG